Messenger RNA from Arachis ipaensis, 2392 nucleotides. Its product is annotated as protein WHAT'S THIS FACTOR 1, chloroplastic. The record is from RefSeq and is a predicted model, not a curated record. Lineage: Eukaryota; Viridiplantae; Streptophyta; Magnoliopsida; Fabales; Fabaceae. Gene Ontology annotation, molecular function: RNA binding.
UGGGCUAAACCGGCAAGGCCUAUCGCCAUGAUCUUUUCCACACUUUGGGCAGAUGAGGCCAUCCCGAUUUUGGUGAGGUUGUUCUCCUUGUUCAUGCCCCAAGUCAUGAUUAUUGUUGCUGCCAUUGAAAUGAGCAGAAAAGUCAUCGCCUUGUUGGUUCCAGUGCUGUUGCUGACCGUUAGCUUUGAAGUCCUUACCUUGAGGAGAUAAACUCGAUCGAAACUUGGUUGUGUAGCCUCUCGACGACUUGCUCAUGUCACCGUUAACUUCUUCGAAGAUUCAUUUACUAGCUGACUCUUAUUGACUAGUUUAGCGAAGUUCCUGAUCUCAAUUGGACCGACAAAAGCCAGAAGCUCCUCUCUGAAUCUCCCUUCAAACUUAAUACACUUCCAUUCUUCAAGUUCGGUGGGGACUCCCGGACGGGCCUUAGAGAAGCGACACAGAUCCUUAGACUCGCGAGUGUACUCAGCAACCAAUAUAUUCCCUGUCUUAGCUGCAGCAGCUCAAGCUCGUUUGCACUACGGGCCGAUUGAGGAAAAUAUUUCUUAUAGAAUGCUGUCCUAAAGUAGGCCCAGUCCCAGACAAAAAGGAACACAUGAAGAAAGGAAGGAAGACAAGCAUGGCGAGGGAGAUGAGAAAGCAAAUGUCGCGGUGAUGAUACCCAAAGGAACUUUGCAAGGUUAAGUGUGAGUGGUUGAAACAAUAAAAAUGGCAUUGUGCCUUCCUUGUCAAUUCAGUAAUAACAAACUAGUCAGUGACUUAGGUUCCAGCUUUCUUUCCGGGACAUCUUCUUUGUCCUGUUCCACCUUCAGAAAACAAAAGGAACAUAAUAAUGACCUCAGCAACAUCUCGAUUUCGAUUUAUUGCUCCUCAGUCAAACAUGUACGUGACACUGGUCUUGAUAGGCGUGUUCUUUUGAAGAAUAAAACUCGGUUUGUUCAAAAGCUGAAAACCUUACUUCUUUCUAAACCAAAACAUUAUCUUCCUGUUCACAUUCUCUCUAAAUGCUGGUCUUAUCUUACUCUUUCUACGCCUCACUCCAUACUUGCUAUGAUCCAUCGGUACCCUUCUAUAUUUGAACUCUUCACUAUACCAUGGCCACCUAAGCCACUCAAUGCAACAAAGUUAUAUCCUCAACUAUGUGUGCGUCUAACUCCAGCUGCUGCUGCUCUUUCUGCUGAGGAACUCACUCUUCAAUCCUCCAUUUCCACCACUUUGGCAACCAAACUCCAGAAGCUUCUUAUGUUAUCAUCUCACUACCGGUUACUCCUAUCAAAGUUGGUUCACCUUGCUCCAGAUCUUGGUCUUCCUCCUAAUUUUAGAUCCCGUUUGUGCAACGAUUUUCCAGAUAAAUUCAAGACUGUUGAAACUUCCUAUGGCCGUGCACUUGAGCUUGUAUCUUGGGACUCAAACUUGGCAAAGCCUUUACCACCUCUUGCAUUUCGUUCUCCUGAUUUAAUAGUUGAUCGGCCUUUAAAGUUCAAACAACUAAGACUUAGAAAAGGGCUUAACAUAAAGAGACGUCACCAGAGUUUCUUGCUAAAAUUUGAAGAAAUUCCGGAAUUGUGCCCUUAUAGGAACCCUGUUGAUUCUUUAGCUAAGGUAUCAUUGGAAGCAGAAAAGAGAUCUUGUUCUGUAGUAAGAGAGGUUCUUGGGAUGAUGAUUGAAAAGAGUACUUUAAUAGACCACUUGACCCAUUUCAGAAAGGAAUUCGGUCUCCCAAACAAGUUGAGAGCAAUGAUUAUAAGACAUCCGGAAUUGUUUUAUGUGAGUUUGAAAGGGCAGCGGCACUCCGUUUUCUUGGUAGAGGGGUUUGGUGAGAAGGGUGAGUUAUUGGAGAAGGAUGAGAUAUUGUUCUUACGCAAUAAAUGGAGGGACUUAGUUAGGGAAUCAAAGAGAAUGAGACGAGAACGAAGAAGGGGCAGGAUUGACAAGUUUCUUGGUGGUUUCAGUGAUACUGAUGAAAAUAGUGAGGACGACAUUGAUGUUGAUUAUGAUGACAAUUUUGAUAUUGAUAAUUUUGAAGAUGGUUAUGAUGAUGGUUUUGAGGAAAUAUUUGAAGACUUGGAUUUUGAGGCUAAGCAUGAUGACCAUAGUGGUUUGCUUGCCCAAAAUAUGAAUGGUGAAUUUUGGACGGCAGGACAUUUUCCUAUUCAAACUGGGGUCGAUGAAGAACAAGUGCAACCUUGGUAGGAAUAUUUAAGUUAUAAAAGGCUAUGGUCCAUGGAUUCUACCUUGCAUGUCCCAUAUUACAAUUGGAAGUACCUGCUUUGUACUUGACUUUUCGCUUUAGUUUUUACAGUAUCAUUCACUGUAAAAUUAUGGAUAUAAUACAAAUCAAAUCAAAGCAAAUCAAAUAUUGGUUCCAAGCUUUUAUACAUGCCUUUGUUUC